AUGCAAGAAACGAGUUCGAGCUCGGCGGCGCUCGUGCGUUUGCGAGCGAGGGCGACUGAGAGCUACUGAGAGUGAGAGCGACGUCUUGACGCCUUUCGGAGGCGGCUUCGGCGCCUUUGAAAGUCGUAGGGCGUCGGUGCUGUGUUCACCUCACAAAACUCGAGCGUGGUAGCGAGCCUUCGUAAAUCGAGCAGCCACUCCCAAGGCACCAAAACAGGGACGGACCUUCGAGUCGAUCGAACAAAAUUGGCGCGGCCGCCGGCCGCGCGGCAUGGCGACGCUCACCUUUCGCGAAUCUGCAUGAUGUGAGUUCAUUUAUUAAACAAGAGUAGGCGCUAUGACUGACCUCAACUCCCCUCGCUCCUGUAGCUUGCAUGGGGCACCAAAGGCUCGACCGUGAUCAAGGAUCUCGGACACGCCGCCAAGACCAAAGACAAGGACGGGCAAGACAUUGUCGAGGUCGAUAUCCCGACCGCGCCCGACGACAUCGACACGUUGUGGAUCCAAAUGCGUAAAGAGAUGUCGCAACCGGUGAUCGAAACGCACACCAAACGAACGAUCGAUCAAAAGCAAGCCGAUCGAUUCGCCGUAUUGAGGACCAACGUCUUGCUCUCCUACCUAGGGAUCAAUCUCGCUUUGGUGAUCGGGUUCACCUCGAAAUUCUGGACCGAGUUCUUGGCCAAAGAGUCCAAGAAUGGGGUCGUGAUCAAUUAUUACAUGGUCGGCAUCUUUUGGGCCGUCGCGGCGCUGUCGGCGUUUAGGUUGAUCGGCUCGACGCUGUAUUUGGUGUUGAGGAUGGUUGGGUUCUGA
This is a messenger RNA of Microbotryum saponariae, 810 nucleotides long. NCBI's taxonomy places the organism in Eukaryota, Fungi, Basidiomycota, Microbotryomycetes, Microbotryales, Microbotryaceae. The record is from the annotation of a GenBank genome assembly.